GUGAUCAUCCGGACAAAGGAAUGUGGUCGUAAACUUUGCUGAGGGUGUCACAUUCCUCAGUGUCUUUGGCCGAAAUGAGAAAGUAUCCGACCAAGCAUUCUUUGUCUGCUAGAGGCGGCCGGGCCAUGACGGGCUUUUUCGUCUGCAACCUUUACAAAGAGUUGGCCUCGACGGUGCAUACGCAGCUCGAACCUUGGUCGUCCAUGUCUUUUUCGCCUUUCCAGGAGGAGCCUGUCCAUGAGCCUUUGGAGCCAUGGUCAUUAAACACGCGGCCCCGUCGGCGCUCCCCUCUUCGUGGACAAUCCUGCAAACCGUCAACAUGAAGGACCACGGCAGGAAGUCGAGCUGGACCACACAGCUGUCGCCGUACUUGCGUGGCCUGAAGGUGAAGAACAUCAUACCGUCUCCAAUGACCCCUCAUUCACCAAAGUCGCCGCAGAAGCAGCCGGGCGAGGGAGACUCGGUUUUCCAGAUCAUUCACACGCCGGACAGACCCGAACGCCCAAUCUCAAGGACGGCGAUCCCGGACGACGAACAGUGCAUGAAGUUCCUCAUGUCGCUGCAGAGGCAGGAGGAGCACAAGCGAGGCGGCAUCAAGACGAGCCUCGCGAUGUGGCCGUAUCCCGACAAGGGGGAGGCAGAGGACCGCAGGUGUCUCCGGAGUGUGAGGGUUGAAAGCGUGCAGUUUGAAGAGGCACGGCUCGCCAGGACCAACUCGUCUGGCCCGGCCAGAGUAGUGGAAGUCGGCAGAAGCUCGACCAAGUCGACAGGGACGACGCGGCGGUCGUCACGCUCAACAACGCCCAGCGUCAGCGAUGCGGAGGAGGACGACGAACCUAUUGAGGAGCCCAGAAUGUCGACUCACACAGCGCCUCUCUCGCCACCACCUACCUUGUCUCGCAAUCAAUCACGCCUGGACAUCUGUACGCCAAGAGCCAACACCUCCCGCUGGUCUGACGACAGCGUCGAGUCUCUCUUCUCGUCAAGAGACCAAGAUUCCCCCUGCCCCCAGCGGGAAACUCUUCGCUCGUCGGCCGAGAUAUCAUCGCCUACUGUUUUCGGUGACGACUCGGUCGAGCCUUUUUCACCCACGCUUUUGAUGCCGGUCAAAGACCGGCCCGCAACGCCGUUCACAGAGCCCCGCCUCCGAGCCAUGCCUGGACCGACCACCCCUCCGCCAUCAGACCGCGUCGCCCAAUUUGUGAAUGUCAGUCCGGAGCCCGUACCGCGCAAGUACUCGUGGCGAUCGUCCAGGGAUACGGUUCUCAACACGGCGGCUCCGAUGUCGAGGUUCCAGUCUUGGUCACCGGAGGUGCCGCCGAAAGCAGAGGCCAGGAAACAGCAGCAGCAUGCCGAGCCGGAGGUCUACGGCGACUGGGCAGAUUACUAUUUUGAGGACGGAAAUUUCUGGCACGACUAUUCCGACGGCGAGUACGAAGGAGACGGAACGGGGCUAGAAGGGGACAGUGAUGUGGACGAUGAGAAAAACGACGAGGAACUUGAAGAAGAGGAGGCUGAAGUGGAAGAUGAGAACCAUACAGGCCGAUUGGGCGUCGACAACAGGGACAUAUACCCACGAUACGAGAGUUUCAUCGAGGACUACAAGGCCAAUGUCAUGAGUAUCACGGUAACGGAGGUGUAGGUCUGGCUUAUGCUGUGUUUCAUUGCUUUCCGUGUUCAGCGUGGUGCGUUCACGCGUGGGAUGAUAUCCCGUCGCCUUUCCGGGGCCUGUAUGGUUGGCUUUGUAACACUACUGUACUGUACUUUGAGGCUGCGAUUACCCAUUCAAUGUUUUCAUCGUCCUUUUUCUGACUUGGCAUUUUUUUCUCUUUUUUUCUUUCCGUCUUCGGUCCAACACAACUUUGAUUGUACAUCGCAACGUCACUCGCGUUAAGACGAAGCUGACCCAAGAUAGACGAAGUGGAGGCUGGACCCGAACUGAUUGCUUGAAGCCAGAAAAGAAAUACAAAUAUACUGAG
Molecule: messenger RNA, 1979 nt
Organism: Colletotrichum destructivum
Lineage: Eukaryota; Fungi; Ascomycota; Sordariomycetes; Glomerellales; Glomerellaceae
Exons: 1
Coding region: 254-1642 (462 amino acids)
Source: RefSeq, a predicted model, not a curated record